GCGUGACUUGUUUAGACAAUUUUCCUGUCCUCCCAUCAUCUUCCGCAGCGCCCGCAGUUUUCCUCCCUGGUCUUAACAUCCUCAACAGUUCAAGCGACCAUGAAAUUCUCCCUCUUCAGCCUCUCCGCAGUCAUCGCGCUCAUCGGCGGCGCCCUGGCCCAGGACUUGGUCAUCAACACUCCCUCCGGCUUGACGCAGUGUCUACCGACCCUCCUCAGCUGGUCUGGAGGAACUGGCCCUUACUUCCUGACUAUCACGUCUGGUACCGACCCCAAUGGGAAUACUCUUGCGAACCUUGGUGAACAAUCGGGCACUUCGCUCACCUGGACUGAGACGUUCCCUCAAGGCACUUCACUCGUUUUCAACGUUCGUGACCAGACUGGAACUGUGAAGCAGACCGCUCCUGUCACUGUGCAAACCGGCGGUUCAACUGACUGUACUAGCUCGACGUCAGUCGUGUCUGGUUCCUCCACAUCUGCUGCAGCCGAGUCUUCCAGUGUUGCUGUCUCUACAACCAGUGCAGUCUUUUGAUCGUACCGUAACCUAAAGUUCGUAGGGCGGCAUCGUCCGGUGCCGCUAGCGGCAGCAGCAGCUCUCGCGCAUCAUCUGCUUC
Molecule: messenger RNA, 613 nt
Organism: Guyanagaster necrorhizus
Lineage: Eukaryota; Fungi; Basidiomycota; Agaricomycetes; Agaricales; Physalacriaceae
Exons: 8
Coding region: 100-531 (143 amino acids)
Source: RefSeq, a predicted model, not a curated record